UCCGUUUCCAAACCUCACCGCCGCCCACCAGCGCACUGGCCCUGCAACUUCAUGAUCCAAUCACCCGACUCUAAAGCUCCACUGCUCCUCCGUCAUACUGUAUCCAUCUCAUCUCAAUUCAUUAAUUUAGUGUUCAAAUCAAACUAAGCAAGAAUUUCUCACCUAUUUAUCCCUUCAAUUUCAAUCUCUGCUCUCAUCAUUUUCAGCAGCAGCCGCAAUGGAGAAGGCAUCGAGACCUCUCCCCAUUCACCUCCUUCAAGCUUCUUUCCUCGAUCCCAUCAUCAUGGUCGUCUGUAGAUGGAGGUUUCGCCUCCGGAGCAAUCAACCUUGGCGGCGGACUCCAUGUUUUCCAAACCGCCUCCUUUAACAAUAAUCUGGUCCACCCAAUAAGGAGGACCCGACAACCUCGGAACAUCCUUCUCCGAACUGUCUGAAUUGCCUCCAGGAUUCCAAAUGCUCAGUACCCACGGACAACCCAACGCUAACCCUAAUUUCCACAGCUAUCCUCAUCGGGAAAGACGCAAUACAACCGCCGACGAAGGAGGAGCAUUGAGGCCAUCUCAUCUCAGUCUGUAUCAAUCUGCCGAUGAAGGAUCGUGAAGAAGUUUUAGAGUUUUGGAUCGUCAAGUUGCAGAGGCAGUGCUCGCAGUGGGCGACGGUGAGGGUUUGGAGACGAAAGCCACAAAAUUUUCCAUUUUUUGUUUUUCAAUUAUUUUUAAAUUUUUUAAGAAAUAAUAAUAUUUUAUUUAUUGUUAACUGUAGAUGGACGGAAUUUUAAACAGAUGCACAAUUUAAUAACAUUAAUAAUAUCCGACGCCCUAUUCUUACUUAAGUGGUAUACCUCCUCCAACUCUCGUAUACUCAUAUAGUUAAGUGGUAUCGGGGUAUUUUACCCGUAACAGAAACCCACAAAUAAAUAGCUACCGGGAAAUGAAAUCAUAAUAGAAACCAGAGUCGGAGCCGAGAGGGCAACUCAUCCAUUACCAAAGCAGAAGCACGCAGUGGGAGAUGAAGACGACGGUCGCGAUGGUCGUCGGCCAGCUUCCGGUGCGCCUCACCAUGUACCCUUCGCCCUUCUCCUCCAUCUCGUCUGUCGCCGUCACUAAAACGGCAAUGGCCACGGCCACGGCCACAGCCACAGCCACAGCCGCGGCCACCCUUCAGGACAUUGCCGCCUCUCAUCCUAAAGGUUUUGCGAAUGUGGUGCUGAAGAAAGGGAAGACCCAGCUGUUCAAGGAAGGUACGCCAAUGGUGUUCAGUGGAGCCGUGGACAGGAUAAUUGGCCGCCCACCUCCCACAACCGGCGACGCCGUCCUUGUCUCUGACGCCACCGAAAAGCCGAUUGCCUGGGGACUUUACAAUUCCGCCUCCAUGUACGCUGUCCGGCUUAUGCAGCUUGAACACGAAGCAAUUAGUGAUCCUUGUUGUGCUCUCAACAUGGAGAAGCUGCUUCAGUCCAGGAUUGCUGAAGCUGUAGAGCUACGUAAGAGGCUUGGGCUUCCUUCCCGCCUCACCAAUGCGUACAGACUCGUUAAUGGCGAAGGAGACAGAUUGUCAGGAUUAAUAGUCGAUAUCUUUGGGGAUUUGGCUGUGGUGGCAUCUUCUGCUGCUUGGGUUGAGAAGUACAGACAGGAGGUGGAGGCAUACAUCAGUUCAAUCGACGGAGUUAAUCAUAUCAACUGGAGACCAUCCCUUGAAAUCCUAAAGAAAGAAGGUCUGGAUGUUGCCACUAUCAAACCAGACAUUCAACCUUCCUCUUGUCCUGAAACAACACAGGUCGUCGAAAAUGGGAUUUCAUACGCAAUAUCAUUGGCGGGACAAAAGACUGGAUUUUAUGCGGAUCAACGCGAGAGCAGACAUUUCAUAUCAACAAUUUCCCAAGGCCAGAAAGUUGCUGAUAUUUGCUGCUACAGUGGGGGUUUUGCUCUCAAUGCUGCCAGGGGAGGUGCCAUAGAUGUUACAGGUGUUGACACUUCGCUGCCUGCUCUGGAACUGGCCAGCCAAAAUGUGGUCCUCAACAACCUUGAUCCAGAAACAAUAUCGUUCUUGAAAGAAGAUGCAGCUCAGUUUAUGAAGGGCGCUAUUGCCAGGAAUGAAUCGUGGGAUAUUGUUAUUCUGGAUCCUCCUAAGCUCGCACCUUCACGAAAGGACCUGCGGAGUGCAUCUGGUAUGUACAGAAAUCUCAACACCUUAGCCAUGAGGCUAGUGAAGAGAGGUGGUCUUCUCAUGACGUGUUCGUGUUCAGGAGCUAUGACGCAAAGUGGAACGUUCAUGCGCAUACUCCAGGGUGCUGCGUUGACGGCUGGGAAGAAGAUUACCAUUGUCCGCCAGGCUGGAGCAGCAUCUGACCACCCGGUCGACCCAUCCUACCCAGAAGGAAUGUACCUCUCAAAUAUACUCCUUAGGGUCGUUUGAUGCCAUGACAAAAACCAUUGCUGUGCUGUACAAUUUGAAUUUGUAUCGUUCCCAAGGUUUUACAGUUUGUAGCGUAGGAUGCUCUGAAUAGACACUCUAUUAUCUCUAUUCCAGGAAAUUAUAGUUUGGCCUUUUAACAUCUUUCUCGAAUACAUUAGUCGGAUACAUCAACCAUAUGUCCAUAUUCGUGUUAGCCCCUCCAGGACUUCUGUUCUGUGAUAGAUAAAGAGGUCUUUGAGGCGCCUGAAAUUGUUUAAAACACAAAGAUUUCCAGUGCUCCUAGCUCAAGAUCAUUAGAUUAUUCUUCAAUAACUUACAGGGGAGGAUCCCUCGGAGUUCAGGUCAUUGUCGAAGAUUGUGAAUCAAGAUUAACAAUAACU
Messenger RNA from Linum trigynum, 2795 nucleotides. The record is from the annotation of a GenBank genome assembly. Lineage: Eukaryota; Viridiplantae; Streptophyta; Magnoliopsida; Malpighiales; Linaceae.